AUGACUGAGAACCCCAACCCUAGUCUGAAAAUCACCACCUCUCUAUUUAAUGGUCAGAACUACCUAGCAUGGUCUCAAAGUUUGACUAUAUUUUUGAAGAGUCAAGGGAAGAUGGGAUAUGUUGAUGGCAGGAUACAGGCACCUAGUACCACUGACUCGGGUUAUGACCAAUGGGAGAUUACCAACUCUUUGAUUAUGGGUUGGCUUAUUCAUUCGAUGGUUCUUGAAAUUAGUGAGGGCUAUUUAUCUAUGGAGACUGCCCAAGAUGUUUGGGAUGCUGUAGCUGUCACCUAUUCCCGCAAAAGGAAUUUCUCACAGGCAUUUGAGUUACGCCGCUCUAUUGAGAGCUCACUUCAGGGGGAGCAAACUGUUCUUCAGUAUUUCACUUUCCUCACCAACGGCUGGAAAUGCCUUGACCACCUGGAAGACUAUAAGCCCAUUUGCCCUGCUGAUUUUGUCGGGUACAAGAAGUUCAUUGCACGGGAACGGGUCUUUAAAUUUCUGGGAGGCCUAAAUGUGGAGUAUGAUCCAGUUAGGGGUCGAAUUCUGGGUAUAGACACUCUUCCUUCACUUCAAGAGGUAUUUGCCUAUGUACAGAAUGAGGAGAGUCGCCGAUCUGCUAUGAUGUCCCCUGUCUCUAUUGACCGCUCAACAUUACUGUCUACUCCUCGAGAUGGCCUCAGCCUAACUCUCAUCCCUCCGUCUGCUGCUAAGGAGUCUAUAUUCUGUGAUUAUUGCAAGAAGUCGCGGCAUACUCAUGAGACGUUUUCUAAUACUGAGCUGGAGGAUGCUUUGUGCCAAUUGUUGGACCGCCGGUCUUCUACUGCUCUCAGUACAGCUUCAUCUUCCUUUGCCCGCUCAGGUCAAGACAAAGUUAGGAUUGCAGAUGGUACUGUUUCUUCCAUUUCUGGAAAAGGUUUAGUCCAAUCCUAUUUCUUGUCCUCUCCGGUGUCACCGUCCUCAUUUCCGGGGGAGCCUUGGUGUGAAGUGAGUCCUGUGCUUCCUAUAGUGGACCCAGUUGUUCUUGCACCACCUUCUUCUACUGUGCUUCCUAUGGUGGAACCAGUUCUUGCACCACCCUCUUCUACUGGGACUAUAGAACCUAAUGUCACCAAGGAUAAGGACGGGCAUGUUUAUGUCCGGGACAUAGAAAGACAACAAGUUAACUGGAUACAAGGGACCACUUCUACUCCUCCACUGCCAUCUCCUGCUUCUGAUGAGAGUCUAGGUAACUUUGAAUCUCUUGAGUCCAUUGAUCUUGAUGUUCCUAUUGCUAAAAGGAAAGUUGCUCGCUCUAAGGAUGGGAUAUUUGUCUCACAGAGAAAAUAUGUGCUUGACCUAUUGAAGGAAACUGGGAUGCUUGGCUGCAAGGCAUGUGCCACUCCACUGGAACCCAAUCAAAAAUUAGGGGAUGAUGAAGGAGGAGAAACUGUUGAUAAGGAGAGCUAUUAG
Messenger RNA from Camellia sinensis, 1452 nucleotides. The record is from RefSeq and is a predicted model, not a curated record. NCBI's taxonomy places the organism in Eukaryota, Viridiplantae, Streptophyta, Magnoliopsida, Ericales, Theaceae.